UUCACUUUGGGAAGCCAAGUUAAAAGGAACUUGUUAACUUCUCUCCGUUCCCCCAAGGCGCAAACCCACACCAGCAGCACCACCAUCCACCAAAACCAAUAAUAAUAGUACCAUCAUCACUUCAUUUUUUGCCAUGCCUCUCAACUGCAUAGCACCGAAACCAGAACAUGGCAGCAGUGGCCCAGUGGAAGCUUUGUCAGAGACGUCGUCUGAGUCCCACAACAGGGCUGUCCUUGCGUUUCCAAUACAACACAAUUCACAACCUCCAGUCAGGGUCACCUUGUAUCCUAUUACUUUGAAGUUUGAGAAGGUCGUCUACAAAGUCAAGUUGGAGCAGAAAGGAUCAUGCUGGGGUGCGUGGAUCACCCGAGAAAAGACCAUACUCAAUGGUAUAACAGGUGUAGUUUGUCCUGGAGAAAUACUAGCAAUGUUAGGUCCAUCCGGAAGUGGUAAAACCACCCUUCUUACCGCCCUUGGAGGCCGCCUCACUGGCAAGCUAUCUGGAAACAUCACAUACAAUGGUCAGCCUUUUUCCGGUGGCGUAAAGCGAAGAACAGGUUUCGUGGCACAGGAUGAUGUUUUAUACCCUCAUCUCACGGUGACCGAGACCCUUUUAUUCACCGCACUGCUCAGGCUACCCAAGAGCUUGAGCCGAGAUGAGAAAGUCCAACAUGUUGAGAGAGUUAUCGCAGAGCUAGGAUUGACAAGGUGCCGAAACAGCAUCAUUGGGGGGCCACUCCUUAGAGGAAUAUCAGGAGGGGAGAAGAAGAGGGUUAGCAUAGGUCAGGAAAUGCUAAUCAAUCCCAGCUUACUUUUGCUAGAUGAGCCCACCUCAGGUUUGGACUCAACCACAGCACAACGGAUCCUGACCACAAUCAAACGCCUCGCUAGUGGGGGCCGAACUGUUGUCACCACCAUUCAUCAGCCCUCUAGUCGACUGUAUCACAUGUUUGACAAGGUAGUUUUGCUCUCUGAGGGCUGCCCCAUCUACUAUGGUUCAGCAUCUGCAGCCUUAGAAUAUUUUUCCUCCAUUGGUUUUUCGACAUCCAUGACUGUCAAUCCAGCUGAUCUCUUACUUGAUCUUGCUAAUGGAAUCGGUCCUGAUUUCAAACACUCAGUGGAGCAAGUUGAGAAUACAGAACAAGAACAGAAAUCGGUGAAGGAUGCUCUUAUUUCUGCCUACGAGAAAAACAUUUCCCCGAGACUGAAAGCUGAGCUUUGCAAUUCGGAUGUCAAUAACCACGUCAAUACAAAAGAAGCACCUGCAAGGAAUGGCAAGUCAGAAGAGUGGUGCACGAGUUGGUGGCAUCAGUUCAAGGUGCUGCUCCAAAGAGGGGUUAGAGAAAGGAGGCAUGAAGCCUUCAACGGGCUGAGAAUUUUCCAGGUCAUCAGCGUCGCCGUACUCGGCGGACUCUUAUGGUGGCACACCCCAGCUUCUCACAUCUCAGACCGCAUUGCACUGCUGUUUUUCUUCUCCGUCUUCUGGGGCUUCUACCCACUCUACAAUGCGGUUUUCACAUUUCCUCAAGAAAGAACCAUGCUAAUCAAGGAGCGAUCUUCUGGCAUGUACCGCCUUUCCUCUUACUUCCUGGCCAGAACAUUCGGUGACCUGCCACUGGAGCUUGCACUACCAACUGCCUUCGUCUUCAUAAUCUACUGGAUGGGUGGGCUUAAACCUGACCCUGUUACCUUCAUCCUAUCUCUGCUUGUCGUGCUUUACAAUGUCCUUGUCUCCCAGAGUCUCGGCCUGGCCAUUGGUGCUAUUCUCAUGGACAUAAAACAAGCCACAACGUUAGCUUCUGUCACGACUCUUGUUUUCCUUAUAGCUGGGGGAUACUAUGUUCAACAAAUCCCCGCCUUCAUAGUCUGGCUGAAAUACCUGAGUUACAGCUACUACUGUUACAAGCUUCUUCUAGGAGUUCAGUACAACGAGGAUGAUUAUUACGAGUGCUCAAAGGGAGUGUUGUGCAGGGUUGGGGAUCUUCCUGCCAUCAAAUCAAUGGGUCUGAACCAUUUGUGGGUAGAUGUGUGCAUCAUGGCACUGAUGCUGGUUGGCUAUCGACUCAUCGCUUACAUGGCUCUUCAUCGAGUGCGGUUGAGGUGAAUUUUAGCAAAAACAUAAGGUUGCAUCCGACAGGACAGUUAGAAGAGUUUUCUCCUUCUUCAACCGAAGAAUAAUUUUACAAAUUUUGGAGGGAACCAAGCUGUGAAAUUUUGAUCAACAUCCCUUUGAGUCCAUGUAGCAAACCUUUUUGUUAUAGUUUUAGGUAAUACUCCUACUAACUCAGAAGUUUCUAAUUUGAGACUGAAUUUAUACCUAUCUUAAAUAAUUAA
Theobroma cacao (cacao) is the source of this 2334-nucleotide messenger RNA. RefSeq names its product ATP-binding cassette 14 (gene ABCG14). Gene Ontology annotation, molecular function: ATP binding; ATP hydrolysis activity; ABC-type transporter activity. The record is from RefSeq and is a predicted model, not a curated record. Gene Ontology annotation, biological process: transmembrane transport. Gene Ontology annotation, cellular component: plasma membrane. Lineage: Eukaryota; Viridiplantae; Streptophyta; Magnoliopsida; Malvales; Malvaceae.